UUGACCUCCUUGGGUACAGCCAUCAUCCAGCGUGUUCUGUCCGCCUCGGUCACCGUGGACAAGGAGGUCAUCUCCUCUAUCGGCAAAGGCAUUCUCGUCCUUGCCGCUGUUGCCCCUGGUGAUACCGAGAAAGAAGCUGAGGCUCUGGCGACCAAGGUGCUGAAGCUCAAGAUGUGGGAUGACGAGGCUGGUGGCAGGUGGAAGAAAAACGUCCAGGAUAUUUCCGGGGAAGUUCUAUGUGUUUCCCAAUUCACCUUAUUUGCCAAGAUCAAUAAGAACAAGCCUGACUUUCGUCUCUCGGCACCAGCUGAAGAUGCCAAGAGGCUUUACCACCACUUCCUGCAGAAAGUCCAGGACGGUUAUGCAGCAGACAAGGUGAAGGACGGAAGAUUUCAAGCCAUGAUGGAGGUCGCUCUCGUCAAUGAUGGACCUGUUACUCUCGAGCUCAACACAGACCCUACGCCAAAGCAAUGA
Messenger RNA from Colletotrichum karsti, 474 nucleotides. RefSeq lists its product as uncharacterized. Gene Ontology annotation, molecular function: D-tyrosyl-tRNA(Tyr) deacylase activity. The transcript has 2 exons. Gene Ontology annotation, cellular component: cytoplasm. Gene Ontology annotation, biological process: tRNA metabolic process. NCBI's taxonomy places the organism in Eukaryota, Fungi, Ascomycota, Sordariomycetes, Glomerellales, Glomerellaceae. The record is from RefSeq and is a predicted model, not a curated record.